Aspergillus clavatus NRRL 1 is the source of this 906-nucleotide messenger RNA. RefSeq lists its product as uncharacterized. The coding region runs from base 1 to 906 and encodes 301 amino acids. Lineage: Eukaryota; Fungi; Ascomycota; Eurotiomycetes; Eurotiales; Aspergillaceae. The transcript has 2 exons. The record is from RefSeq and is a predicted model, not a curated record.
AUGGCGCCCAAGAAGAAGAAACCUUACUCCAACAGAUCUGUUAACGACAAGCCAAAUCCGCACCUCAAGCAAUCUCUCGGAGACUCGCUGAUUGAAUAUAAUCAGCCUGAAUGGUCUCCUUAUGAGUCUCAAAUCAUCAGUAUUCGUAUAGGAUGCAGGACAUACAGGAUUCCAGCAUGCUGCAUCCAAAAUUAUCCACAGCUCAGCAGUUCCCGUUCAUGGGAAUCAGAUUAUAUCCUUUCUGAGGUGGAUGACGAGGUUGGCCACACCGUCGUUCACUUUUUGCGCACCGGUAAUUAUGAAACUCUCCGGGCUGCAUCCGAGCCAGGUGUGUCCAAGAUGGCAAUAGAAUACAGAAGGAGCAUGCUUGUCUACCAAGCAGCCAGAAAAUAUGAUUUAUGCGACCUGGAGACGUACGCGAAGAAAUACAUCGAGAUGUUCGGCGAGUCGAUGUCCACUUUCGAUAGAAUGGAGGCUGCAAGAGAGAUAUAUUCCAGACUUCCCCAAGAUGAGACUUGGCUUGCCAGCUACAUCAACAAACAACUUCGAAUUGCUUUCUCACUAGACGAAACCAUCUUUCAGCGCGAAGAAUUCUAUCACGGGGUUGGAAAAGACCCGGUUUUUGACAAAGCCGUGAUGAGAAUGGUUGUGAACAUCUACUCUGAGCUACUGUCUAGACGGAACACUGAGACUACCCCUGAGGAGGGUGUUGCUGAGGAGGGCACUGCGGAGGAUUGUGCUGUGGAGGAUGGUGCUGAUGCUGCGGAAGUUGGCGCUGUGGAAGAGAGUGCUGUGGGGGAUGGCGCUGCGGAGGAUAAUGCUGCGGGAGAGUAUGGUGCUGCGGAAGAGGGCGCUGUGGAAGAGGGUGCUGUGAACAUAGGAGGGCUAAGGAAGAAAGCUAUUUAG